UCAACCACUAAUCCAGCCUGAUUUGAGUUCAGGCUGGAUUCAGACAAAGAUGAUGGAAAAAAAAAACUCUUGUAAGUUGCAAAACAUCGAUUUGAGUGGAUUAAUCUAGACAUCCAAGGCUAAAGAUCACUCCCUUCCAUCAUAAGUUAUCAACUUAAUGUAAAGGUGACCCCCGCAGAGCAGGCGCGGAUGGUUCGGUCCUACUCAGACUAGCCGGCCGGCGUCUACUUACACACGAACGGAGGCUGAACGUAGUUUUUCAAGCGUGAAAGAACAGAAGCCACCUGCAAACGAUAAGUCUUUCACAUAAUAUGAAAUGACUCGGGGCGGAGUUGUAUGGGACAUUGGGCAGAACUGGAUUUUGUCCCCUCUUCCUGUUGAGAACAUUCCCACCCUGAACAGGUUCCAGUAAACAAUCUUGGAGAGGGGCCAAGUUCACGCAUAGCUACGCUAAUAUGUUUUUGGGAACACACCGAGCUCAAACAUUAUGCUUUUGGCAUCAGAUUGAACCCUGCCACCCUGGCAAAAGAAUUAUAAAAAAAAAAAAAAAAAAAGACUUCUUUUAAAUCAAAUUAGACCAUUAAGAAUGGCUCAACAAAGCUGUGCUUAUAUAGCAGACGGUGUGUUUUUGCUGAAGUGACCCACUUUUACCAUCCUGAUUACUGUUGCUGAGCCCUUAAUUGUGAUAUUUCCAAACCAGGCAGUGAUCAUUUUAAAAUGAAAACAGGUAUCAUUUGGGUCAAAAGAACCCAAAUGACACUCCUAAUGUAUCAGUUCCUGAUGUCUGUGCUUGAAAAAUGUCUAAAUAAACAGAAGAGCAUAAUUAUGAGAGUAAAAUUGAUAAAUUGUUUUAAUUAGAAUCUGAAAAGUGGGAAGAAAAUGCACCAAAGUCAGAACUUCCCAUUGUAGCUCACCUGGCUCAAUGAUUAGGGUUAUUAAUCGUGAUGGGCAGAUUCAUUUGAACAACUUUUAAUCAGUGUGGAUCAAAUUUAUAGAUUUAUUUUUGAGUUUUGCAGAAGAAGUUGCUUUUUGCACGCAUACAGGUACUUGACCGGCAUAUCUUUUCCACACACAAAUGUGAGGUUUCCUGUCUUUUAUUUUUGCUUCUAAGUGUAAAGACAUGCAAAUGCUUUCAUUGCAGACUCUCCGCUUCCUCUCCAAGUACUUUGAACAAAAGCUCAACAACUUCUCCCCUCUCUGUUUUCAUUCUUUGUCUCGAAGCCAAACUCUAACAUCCCUUUGUUUCUGGCCAAAGCAGAGUGUGCCUUCGACAGUUUCAGUAGAAUGGAAACCAAUCAUGUGGAAACAGCAGCUUAGAAAUGACGUUGAUACCAUUUAAGAAGGUAUUGACUGGAAACCUCAAAUGUCUUUGUGGUCUCCUGAGAGUGGGUGUAAAACGCCUUUGUGUUUCAUCACCUCCUUUCCCCCCCCCCAUCACUCACUGGCUGUAAACAGUGAACAGCUUCCCUGAGAGGAGGCAGUGAUGUCAACCUAUAUGGCCUAAAUGGCUUGUGAUCUACUUUUCUAAUUAGYAGAAGUGGAAACUAYGACAAGACGGAGCUGGAAYUUAURCCAAAAAAUUMAAUUUAAGAUAAAUUACUACUAACUUUUUUGUUGAAUUUAAACAACACAUCAGAGUUAGUCAUGAGUCAAGAUGCUUCAUCUGAUUGCUUCACUAAACCUCUCUGUGCUUUUUGCCUCCCACCCCAGWGUGUUUGUGCAUUUCUUCUCGACAGGCAGGAAGCCCUGUCAUGUGACUUCCUGCGAUCUGUCAAAACUUCAGUCUCAGUUUGGACCAAUUUUACACCUACUCCACCUUGAGAAGCGGAAGCGGUCCCAGCAGCGCGAGACAGAGCCGGUCAGCUGUUCAGAAGCRSUUCUGCAUGGCGUCUGCUGCGAGGCGUGAAGCGGGGCGUUUUGAUGCAGGACUCAGAAGUGACUUUUCACUUUUUUGAAACUUUGAGUUGCAGCUCGAGCAGAGAAGUCGACGGUAUGUGUUGCUUAUGAGGACGGACAGCUUAGUUUGCAAUUAAAGAGGAAGUGCGGURGGGGGAAAAUGGAGGGCCAGAAAACGGUGAACUUCACGAGACUCUUGUCAGACGAAAGCGUCCARUCCACCCUGUCGUCAGACUCAUGUGAGUACUACCAGACAGAGAUAUUUGACCUGCUGCCCAGUGUCCAGGCUGUCCGGUCCCAGCAGGACAGCUAUGAUACGCUGAAAAGCAGCGAGGCCUUCCGGUCGGGUGGCCCGCGACCCGACGAGGCCUUCAGCACUGAGAGCCAGUCGAGAGGACCCAGAGACAAGCUGUCGCUGCAGCCACUGCGAAACCUGGCCAUUUGUAUGCAGGGGAAGAGGAGCGCAAGGGAAAGGAGGAAAAUGCAGAUCAGCAACAUUGGUUUCUGGGAGUCAUGGAGGCGGAGCCAGAGCAUCAACAGGAAGAGGGUCUGGGCUCACAUGAGGGAGGCGGGAGCCAGCUUGYUGCCUUGGAAACACACACUCCACAAAAUUCAAGGGAGGUUUGGCGUCGGAGUGAAGUCCUACUUUGUGUUCCUCAGAUAUCUGAUCUACUUGAACCUGCUGCACUGCGCUCUGAUCGGCGGCUUCAUCCUGGGGCCCACAGGGUUUUAUGGCAAAAACAGCAGAGAAUGGUUGCGAUUUGACGGAGACGACUCUGUGUUAGAYUUCCUCGUGGGAACGGGACUUUUGGCUCGUUCGCCUGUUUUCUUUGGCUUUUACACCAGAGGCUCUCUGGAUCUCGAUUGCCUGAAYACACCCCUGCUUUACCUGGCUGGGAUCCUCUGCAUCAUCUUCCUCAGUCUCAUCAUGGUGGUCCRCAGAACAAUCGUUGGCUAYAAGCACACCUGGAUGCUCGAGAAGCGAACCAGCAUGAAUGUGAGCUUUAAGGUCUUUUGUGGCUGGGACUACACCAUCCAGCAUUCAAAGUCUGCAGAGCUCAAGCAGAGCUUCAUCAGGAAUGACCUCAAGCUCUUCCUGGAGGAGAGGAAGUUCAACUUGAAAAAGGCUCAAAGGACUCUGGGACAAAAGCUGCGCCUCUACCUGCUGAGGUUCAUCCUCAACCUGAUUGUUGUCUUUCUGCUCGGUGGAGCUUUUACCCUCAUCUACUACUCCACAAACGUAUCCCUCAAAGAGUCGAACCAAGUUUGGAUUCUCAGCCUGAUCCUUCAGUAUCUUUCUCCCAUCACCAUCACCUCUGUGGACCUAGUCCUCCCKCAGAUAUUCCGCAAGAUCUCAUCUUUCGAGGACUACUCGCUAACCGUUCAAGUGAAUGCAACGCUUGUGAGGAGUAUCUUCUUGAAGCUGGCUUCCCUGGGGAUCUACUUAUUUUUCCUCUUCAAAACAACAACAUCUGUAGAAAAUCGUCUGUGCAGGGAAAACCAGAUUGGCAUUCAGAUGUACAAACUGUGCAUCUUCAACUUCCUCACCACUUUCUGCAACACUUUUUUGGUGAACUACCCCAGGAAGCUUUUGCAGGAGAAGCGCCCGACAUGCUUACUGGUCCGGCUGUGCGGGAGGCAGCGGUUCCUGAUCCCGUUCAAAGUUCUGGAUCUGGUCUACAUCCAAACUGUGUUGUGGGUUGGGGUGUACUACUGCCCCCUGCUGCCUAUGAUCGGAGUGGUCAGCCUGCUGGUGAUAUUCUACAUCCAGAAGUUUGGUGUCCUGAGGUGCUGUGAGGCRGAGCAGCGGAUGUUCCGAGCCUCCAACUCGUCGGUUCUAUUCCACUUCAUGCUGCUGCUGGGCCUCGUCAUGGCUGCAGCCGCGCCGAUCGUUGACUUCCACCUGGCCGAGGGAACUAAGACGAUCUCCUGUGGUCCGCUUAAAAAUGAAACUGUGCUCACUGUGACAGAAACCUGCGUGAAAAGUCUUCCCGACUCAGUCCAGAAYGUUCUCAAGUACUUGUCCUCACAAGCCUUUGCCCUGCCUCUCCUGCUGGGUGAGAUCAUCAUCCUGACGUCGUACGUGUCACGAGGACGCGCCAACCGGAAGGCAAUCGAAAGGCUUAAAGACAUGCUGAUUAUGUGCAGCUCAGAUAAACGCUUCCUGGUGAAGCAGCAUGCCACCUUGCUGAGAGGUCCUAAGAACCCAAACAGAGUCCGUCCUGCUGCGGCUGAACAGAAGCGGCCCCUCCACGGCGCUCCCUGACACUCCCAGUUUACUCUCAUCUGGAAAUGAUGGAAAACAAGAAUGUUGAAUUAUUCACAAAGGAGCAGAGUGACCUAUUGAAACUUGUGACCCAAUUCUGUAAAAAGACAUUUUCAGAUUAUUCUUGCAAGCCUUUUAUAUGCCUGUGUUAAAGCUACUAACAGUGCACAGACUGCUGGAAGCCUUUUAUCAGUGUUGACAUUGAUGACGUGCACAUUAACCUCGCUAUAUGGAAAAUAGAGCUUGGUAGUAUUCCUAAAUGUUAAUUUAAUAUUAUUCAAGAGGCWGUAAAUGUUUCUAUUUGUGUGUCUAUUAAACUUUUUUGCACUAA
Messenger RNA from Poecilia reticulata (guppy), 4493 nucleotides. RefSeq names its product transmembrane channel-like 8 (gene tmc8). The record is from RefSeq and is a predicted model, not a curated record. Gene Ontology annotation, cellular component: plasma membrane. Lineage: Eukaryota; Metazoa; Chordata; Actinopteri; Cyprinodontiformes; Poeciliidae. Gene Ontology annotation, molecular function: mechanosensitive monoatomic ion channel activity.